This is a messenger RNA of Engraulis encrasicolus (European anchovy), 1254 nucleotides long. It is a transcript of the gene clvs2, whose product is annotated as clavesin 2. The coding region runs from base 265 to 1254 and encodes 329 amino acids. NCBI's taxonomy places the organism in Eukaryota, Metazoa, Chordata, Actinopteri, Clupeiformes, Engraulidae. Gene Ontology annotation, cellular component: trans-Golgi network; clathrin-coated vesicle; membrane. Gene Ontology annotation, molecular function: phosphatidylinositol bisphosphate binding. The record is from RefSeq and is a predicted model, not a curated record. The transcript is spliced from 5 exons. Gene Ontology annotation, biological process: lysosome organization.
AAUUGUAGCGAAAACAGAUUGCCAGAACUUGUAAUACAGGUAAACUCAUAGGACUGUGCUGACUGGGAACUAGAUGGAUACCGUUAAUCAUGCUCAGGACGAUCUAUUAAAAGUCAGGUUUUGAUUUGAAAGCACCACAGAGAGGUUUAUCAAUACGUGACGCAUUUAAUAUUGUCUUGUUUUUUUCCUGGCGAUUUUCCCAAAUCUGCCUGUGCCACUUUCUUACUGUUUCGCUGGAUACGCGUACGCGUUUGUGCAAGGACAAUGACUCAUUUGCAAGCAGGCCUAUCUCCGGAGACGCUGGAGAAAGCCAAGGUGGAGUUAAAAGAGAACCCAGACACUUUACAUCAGGAUAUACAGGAGGUGAGGGACAUGAUCAUCACCCGACCAGACAUUGGCUUUCUCAGGACAGACGAUGCGUUCAUUCUAAGGUUUCUCCGAGCGCGGAAAUUUAAUCAUUUCGAGGCGUUCCGCCUCCUGGCCCAGUAUUUCGAGUAUCGCCAGCAGAAUCUGGAUAUGUUCAAAAACUUGAAAGCAACCGACCCGGGAAUAAAGCAAGCUCUCAAGGAUGGCUUUCCGGGGGUGCUCUCCAACUUGGACCGAUAUGGCAGGAAAAUUCUGGUCUUGUUCGCCGCCAACUGGGAUCAGAGCAGGUACACGUUUGUGGAUAUUUUGAGAGCAAUCCUGCUCUCACUGGAGGCCAUGAUUGAGGACCCAGAGCUCCAGGUCAACGGAUUUGUCUUGAUCAUCGACUGGAGUAACUUCACGUUCAAGCAGGCCUCUAAGCUCACGCCAAGCAUGCUCCGGCUGGCCAUAGAGGGACUGCAGGACAGCUUCCCAGCCAGGUUUGGCGGCAUCCACUUUGUGAACCAGCCGUGGUACAUUCACGCCCUCUACACCGUCAUACGACCUUUCCUGAAGGACAAAACGAGGAAAAGGAUCUUCAUGCACGGCAACAACCUGAACAGCCUGCACCAGCUGAUCGUGCCCGAGAUCCUGCCCUCGGAGCUGGGGGGCAUGCUGCCCCCCUACGACAUGGGCACCUGGGCGCGCACCUUGCUGGAGCACGCCUACGACGAGGAGAGCGACUACUGCCCCGAGUCCUACACGCUGUCCGUCAAGGACCUGGAGAAAGACCUGUCCCCCAAAACCAUGAAGAGGUCCCAGUCGGUGGUGGAGCCUGGCGUGCUCAAACGGCCGGAGAAGGUGAAGAGCGAGGAAGAGAACAUGCAGCCGCUUCUCUCUCUGGACUAA